Lichtheimia ornata is the source of this 2130-nucleotide messenger RNA. RefSeq lists its product as uncharacterized. Lineage: Eukaryota; Fungi; Mucoromycota; Mucoromycetes; Mucorales; Lichtheimiaceae. The transcript has 7 exons. Bases 1 to 2130 code for a protein of 709 amino acids. Gene Ontology annotation, molecular function: RNA polymerase II cis-regulatory region sequence-specific DNA binding; DNA-binding transcription activator activity, RNA polymerase II-specific. Gene Ontology annotation, cellular component: nucleus. Gene Ontology annotation, biological process: regulation of transcription by RNA polymerase II. The record is from RefSeq and is a predicted model, not a curated record.
AUGGAUAAUCACCACCACCAUCAACAGCAGCAGCAGCAACUACAGCAGCUGUCAAAUGAAGGUUGGGUCAUGCCAACAACAACAUCAUUAUCUUCCCCACCACCAUUAACAACAUCAGCGUAUGCAUCAUUGCCCAUGGAUAUGCAACAACAACAACACCUUUCUUAUGGUACAGAAGUUACAAUGAUGACACCAAUCACGGGGGACAAUGGCCUUUAUCCACAAUACGGUGACCCAUCAAUAACAACGACCUCAUCAUCAUCGAUGUUGCUUACACCAGGUGUUGUCGCGUCUGGAGAAGAUUACUUUAAACCACCAGCGGACAUCAACAUGAUGCGAGAGCAAUGCAGUAAUAGGAUGCCAGUCGUAUGGAACGGCACGGGAAUGGGGCAUGACCCGAUCAUGGGCAUGAUAGGCUCUGCUAGCAACGGAUGCUAUUCCGAUGACAGCCUCGUGUCACCGCAACGCACGUUUUGUUUGCUGUCCUCUACCUUUGCCUCUAAUGGUAGCUCCGCAACACCACCAUACGAUCCUUCUUGUAUUGUCACCAAAAAACAAUGCCGGCAACAAAUGUCAUACAACAACUCGGCGGGUGAAUACAUUCAACAAUCCCCUAUCAUAGUCUCAAGUGGUGGCAGCAACGGUGGUGAUGUUUGUAAUAGUAACAUGGCAUCAGUGGUAUCAACAACAGCAGCUACAGCGGCACCAGUAUCAACCCCUGCAAACAGCAUGAUGCAUAGUAUGACAUUGGCGACAUCGGCUUGCAUAUCAUCUUCGCACACGGAUGCCGAAAUGAUGUCAACAACAACAACAACCAUACCACAACAUCCACUACAACCUACUGCGAGACCCAUGGUAACACCAUCGGCAAUCAUAGCGGGACCUGCUUCCGCUCUUCCGGGAUCAGCCUUGCACAAUCAUUCAAAUUCAGACACCAAAGAAGCAUUGCAAUUUCGGAUUGUGCUUAAAGCACCGACAGCAGCUACCCAGAUCAGUGAUGGGUCACCGACAACGUAUCUUAAUCGAGGUCAAUCGUACAGCAUCCAUCUACAAGAUGUGUAUGAUACGGAUCAGCUCAUUACUAGCACGUUUAUCAUCAUGUUUCAUGAACCAUCGCAUCGCAAGGUUGCCCUCAACUAUUGGAAAUUUUGGCUUGGUCAGCAAAAAGAACCAUCUACUGCUCGUGUGAUGUCCUUAGAUGAGCGUCAAUCGAUGGGGAUCCAUAAUGUGCGGUAUCCAAGUUUUGAUCGUAUCACAUUUGACUGGACCGGCAGUGCCAAGCUCAACAUCCGAUUCAAUUGCCUGUCGACUGAUUUUUCACGUAUCAAGGGUGUAAAAGGAAUCCCAUUACGAGCACAAAUGGAGACACGCGUUGUGUCAGCCGAAGAAGGCGGAGAUAUGUAUGUGGAACAAUCCUACUGCAAAAUCAAACUCUUUCGGGACAAGGGUGCCGAGCGUAAAAACAAGGACGACGCCAAACAAAUCAGCAGGCACAUGGAGCGUGUUUAUGGAGAUGAUGCUCAACAGCAACAGCCUAUUUGGAACACCUAUCAUCAACCAAAGCCAUAUAGCGAAUUUAUACGCUUGUCGACUCUUGAAGACAAUGACAACAGCACCAUCCAAGUGGAGGAUGCACCGUUAAUCGAUGCACAAGAACGCAACGCCCGUAAACGUAGCCAUUCACAGCAUGAUCCCACCAUUGCAUCACCCACCACUAACACUAAUAGUAACAAGACAGCAGACAUUUCAUUGUACAUUCAUGUCAAAACUACUCAACAUCAACAAUUUCAUCAAGGUGCACCAAGCAAGCAUCAUGUCGUUCUUAGCGAAGCUACCGUUGACGAGCUAGUAGCUCAGCUAUGUCCAGUACUUUCACUCCACCACAGCCAAGUAUCAGAAGUAUUAUGGCGACAUCAACGGCCCUCCAAGGUCUCUUUGAAUAACCAUCAGGUCAACAACAAGCCUUCAUUUUCACGCAGGAAUUCCGGCAAUGAUGGCAAUAGAUCUCAUUUUUCGGCCGCAUUAUCAGUGAACGACGACGUAGUAGCAAAGGAUUUUGUUCACGGUACAGUGCUCACUGUUGAAUGGGUUAUCAAGGCCGAUGGUACGGUGAGGCUUUGGCUCCAAUAA